AGCCGCGCGACGCCGACUGCCGCCGGGACGCGGGCGCCGCAAGUCGCAAGUUCGCCGCCGCGGACGCGUCGCGCCUUUCUCCCGAGUGGGCAGAAGAGCGCCCGGGAGAAAGUCGCGGGGGCCAUUGGCGUGGCUCGGCGCCGCUCGCGGUCCCGAUCGCGACCGCGCGCGCACGCGGCGCCGGCAGCGGGGCCCGCGGGACCCGCGCCGCGCCGCGCCAACAAAGAGGCCAAGCCGGCCGCGACGGGGCCCCGCUCGCGCGCGCACGCCCGUGCGCCUGCCCGCCGAUCGACGCGCGCUCGCUCGGACUCGCGUGCCAAUCGCGUCGCCGCGUCGGCGAGGUUCUCGAGAAUUUCGGCGCCGGUAAUUGGGGCGGUGCGCGCGCACCGCGAGUGCCCCGGGCGGAAAAUAGUCGGGGCUCGGCAGAGGCCCGCCGCGAAAAUUGGCAAGAAGCGCCCGAUGGAAGUCGCCACGAAACGGAGGCCGGCCGUGCCGAUCGGACACCCGGAGCGCGGAGCGGCGAGAGCGCGGGCGCGCGCGGGUCGCGGCAGCGGCCACUGGCGUAAUUAAAUCGCCGGCGCGAUAAGCGGGCGAGCGAGCGAGAAUGACAAACGCGCGGGCCAUUUGUCAGGGGCGCGCGCGCGGAUAAAAGUUUAUCACUCAUUGGGCCGGAAAUGCGCCGGGGGAGCGUCAGCUUUGCCUAAUUGCCCGAGCCGGCGCGGCGCGCGCCCCUCGCGCUCCGGCUCCGAUCGGCCGCUCGGCUUUAUUUACGGCUGCCGCGGGGCCCCGCGCCGCGCUCGACCAGCUGGCCUGCGCCAGCGAGCGCCCGAGCCGCGGAUCAAUUGCGCCGCAAUCGACGCGCGGCUUCCGAGGACGGAUCGCGGCCGCUCAGCGAAAAGACAGCUGAGCUCAGCCGCGGUCGCGUUUUUCGCUGGCCUCGUCGGUUUUUUCGGCCGCCCGCGCGGAUAUGCCCGGAAUCCGUUUGGCAAUCGCUCGCGGAGAGGCGGCAUUUCCGCCGCAGAAUUCGCCGACGCAGGCGGCCGCUCGGGGCCCGCGGCGCGCACUCGAUCGAUCCGAAUCGGCGGUAACGAGCCGUCUCGAGCGCGGCGGGGCUCCGUCGGAAGGGGGGCCGCCGCCGCCGCCGCCGCGCGGAUAGCGAAGCUCGCGCUCGGCCGGGCAACAAGUGGACAAUAACUCUCGGCCGCGAAAAGUAUCGCGCGGGCUUGGCCGCCAAUCCACGUCGCACCUGCGACCUCGCUCGCUGCAUUACGUGACUAAUUGCGCUUAUCAAUCGGGCGCAGCUGCGCCGGCCCGACGAGGAUGCACGAGCGCGCCAAUCCCGAGUAUUUUCCACUGGAUCGGCGCGCUCGCCGGCGUCUCGCCCGGGAAGGUCGCGCCUCGCGCCCGCGCGGGCGGGCAUUCGCGCGAGAGAGGUGGCGCGCUCUGAUCGCGCGAACACCGUCUGCUUGCAGCGAGCGGCUAAGGACGAGGGAGCGCAGCUACUCGUCGUCGUCGGCGGCGGCGGCGGCGGCGGCCUCCUCCUCCUUCUCCUCCUCCUCCUCCUCCUCGGCCCGGGACGACUGAGCCGGCAGCGGCGGUGAGGGGGCGGCGGCGACAACGGCAUCUCACGGAGAUCGGCCCGGGCUCGCCAUGUGAGAACGGCGCCUUGGGCUCCACCAGCUGCGCAGAGGACUUACGCCGAGCGAGCCGCGGCGCGGCGAUGCUACGUCAGCAGUUCGCGGCCUUGCUGCCGCUGCUGCUGCUUCUUCUGGCCGGCGGCGCAGGCGGCGAGGCCUGCCCCGAGGACAGCGUGAGCAGCGAGGACGGCAGCGGCUGCCGCUGCAUCCCCGAGUGCCCGCGCCACGAGUGCCCGGCGGGCACGCGGCGCACGCGCGUGCGGGACGCCGUGCCCGAGCAGCCGGGCAGCUGCUGCCCGCUGUACGAGUGCCGCGACCAAGCGCCGCUGAACUACGACUCGGCCGAGGAGGCCGGCUGGGCCGCGGCGCAGCAGUGCGUGGACGACCGCGGCCAGCCGCGCCAGCUGGGCGAGCACUGGCUGGAGACGGACCCCUGCACCAACUGCAGCUGCGAGGCGCCCGGCCGGCCGCGCUGCCAGACCACCAUGUGCCGCAGCUGCGCGCGCCCGCGCCCGCGGCACCCCGACGAGUGCUGCCCGCGCUGCCCCGAGGCGCCGCAGCAGCAGCGCUGCGCGGCGCUGCGCGACUGCGCGCCCGCGGCCCGCGGCUGCCCGCACGGCCUCCUGCGCGACCGCGACGACUGCGAGGUGUGCCAGUGCCGGCCGCGCGCCGACUGCCCGCGCCGGCUGCGCUGCCCCGCGCGCUGCGGCGACGGCUACCGGCUGGACCGGCGCAGCGGAUGCCCGGUCUGCCAGUGCCUGGACAGCUGCCUGGACGAGGCGGGCCGCCGGCGCCUGGAGGGCGAGCGCUGGAGCCCCGACGCCUGCCGCAGCUGCGCCUGCGGGCCCGCGGGCGCCGUCGGCUGCAACCGCACGCUGUGCGCGGCCGGCUGCCCGCUGCCGCCGCCGCCGGGCCGCUGCUGCGCGCUCUGCCCGCCGCCGCAGGAGGCGGAGGCGCCGGGCGGCGGCGGCGGCGGCUGGGGCCCCGCGCCGAUCGCGCUCGUCGCCGUGCUGGGCCUGCUGUGCGCGGCGCUGCUGGCGCACCUGGCGCGCGGCCGCCUGCGAGCGCGGCUGCGCGCCGCCGAGCUCGACUUCGCCGGCUUCCCGCAGCUCCACCGGCACCCGCAGCAGCCGCAUCACCCGCAGCAGCAGCAGCAGCAGCAGCAGCACCAGCAGCAGCACCAGCAGCAGCAGCAGCCGCAGCAGUACUACAAGUGCGUGCCGGCGUACGAGCCGGUGCUGCGCCACGCCGAGAAGAUCGCCGCGCUGUGAGCCAAGUUCGAUAGAGAGGAGCGCCGGGCGCUGUACAAAGUGUCGCAGCCCCUUCGACGUAGUCGUAGCCACAGUAUUAUUUGCCGGAGCCGGGCAGGGGGGCCGCGCCGAUCCGCGCGCUCGGCCUCGCGGCCGCUUAUAUAUUUCGAUUGAGUAUUAUUCUCGGGCCGCGUGACUGCCCCGGGGCACGCGCUCGCUAGCCAAAUUCUUCCACCCUCUUCACUUAUUUAUUGUUGACCUUGCUGUCCUUUCCUCCUCUCUUCGGCGGCGCACCUUGUCGCGUCGUCACACUUUUUUUUAUACAUUCUAGUGUGUACAUGAUCAAAGUCAAGCAAUAGCCUUCGAUGUUAAGGUGGCGCAUCGAACGGUGCGACCCUACUAGACUUUAAGCUAUCGAGCCCUAAGUGUAAGCAAGUUAAUAAAUAUUUCAUGUACUGUGAUUUAGGAUCAAAAAGAAAGAAAGCAAAACUGAGGUAAAUAAAGAAAUCAAUAUGACAAGCGCCACCCUUCGCGCGGCGGGCAAAAUCAAGCAUAUCAAGCUUCAAUUUUUGUUGCCGACUGCAUCCGUCAAUCGGAGCACUCGAGAGAACUUGCUACGCAAGGACAAUUCUUCCGAAAUCGAUAUUGUUAUUGGCCUACCUAUAGCUAUAUAUUACGUGUUAAUUAUGCAAAUCAUGUAUUGUAUGGAAAUAAAAGCGUGAUCAAACGACGAGUUGAGCAGCGAUUAAAAAGAGACUUGUGCAAAGCUGUAUUUUGUUGUGACCUGCACCGCAAGAGAACUACUCCCGAGUCGUGUGCGUGUGCGUUUGACCGCCGCCGCGUUCCUCCCGCUGCACUUGCCUCGCGCGCCUCCAUAGUUGUACGGGCGGUCGGCCGUAGCUCCGGCGCUCAGGCCCCGCGCUAAGAACAGGUCGACUCCGAAUCGCGACCGAGCCCACCGACGACCAGCGUCGUUUCCGCUGCUACGAUCGAUCCUGCCGGUCCCCAAAUUGUUUUACCGGCCUGUCAGCUCGCCCUUGGCCAUUCCGGGCUCCCGUCUGCGGUCCAGCUGCUCGUGAAAAAGAGGACAAAAUAAAUUGCCUGCCAAUAUUAAAUUUCGACGGUAAAAGACGAGCUUGGAAUGGGAGUCACGUGUACUCGCGCUGGAAAUCGCGGGAAAUCGCUCGAUUGGCCAUCGGGUCGUGUCGGUCGAUUCAGUGGAGCACACAGCUGUCGCAGGCGAGCGAACUACGUCGCAGCCACGGGCGACGACGGACGUCUCCUCGGAUUCGCUCGCGCGCAUACGCACAUAUAUUUUUUCAACGCGAAAGGCCAGAGGAAGCUCAGCCCGCGGCGCGCGGCUGCUGCAACGGUGCCGCUCGGUCGCGCGCGUCCCAAGCCCGACGGAUCGCGACUCGGCGAUUCGCGCGCCCACAUCGCAAUGACAAUACUGUAGAAGAGCCGCGAGCGAGCAGUCGGCGCGCGCUCGCAAUAACGCUGAGAGGAUAUCGAUCGACGCGCCCGCAGCCUCUCCGCACCGACGACGCAUCGAAGCCAGCCGCUUGUUUUUAUACACGACACGCGCGAAUAAUAGUUGCCUAACGUACUGCUCCAAUCAUCUCUCUCCCUUUCCCUUUCCCUUUCUCUCUCUCUCUCUCUCUCUCUCUCAUUCUCUCUCUUGAUGUGUCUCUUUGAAAAAGUUAGCUCGGCUGAACACAGCGCAAUACGCACCUACCUGUACUGCAUAUCGACGUUGACUCCAAGUUAUCGUACACACACACAUACACACACACACACACACACACACGCGCGCGCGCGCACAUGUAUACAUAUAUAUAUGCUGUUUUCCUUUCGACGAAUGUGAUAUGUGCUAUGAUUGUUGACACGUCGACUUUGAUGCAGAGGAAUUCUGUACAUGCUUCCGAUCUACCACACGAAUAAUUUGAAUAAAUAUCGAUGAAAA
Messenger RNA from Phymastichus coffea, 4850 nucleotides. RefSeq names its product cysteine-rich motor neuron 1 protein-like. NCBI's taxonomy places the organism in Eukaryota, Metazoa, Arthropoda, Insecta, Hymenoptera, Eulophidae. The record is from RefSeq and is a predicted model, not a curated record. Gene Ontology annotation, molecular function: serine-type endopeptidase inhibitor activity; protein binding. The transcript has 5 exons. The coding region runs from base 1721 to 2908 and encodes 395 amino acids.